AUGUUGUUGACGCCGCAAGCCCAUAGCCAGCGCAAUAAGGACGACCGAGCCUACUUUACGUACCUGGCGAAGAAUCCGGAGGUGUAUGCGGAGCAGCUUCAGCAGCGAAAUCGGUGGCGAGAAGGGCUCCCACAGGUUCUCAUGGUUGCGGAAAAGCCAUCAGUGGCGCGAUUGGUCGCUGAAUUCCUGUGCCCUCAUACUGAACGAUUGCGGGAGAGAAGGGGCUUAUCUCCGGCGUGCCCGGUGCUGGAGUUUGCUGCUGUCUUUCCGCCCACUGGCCAGCGCAGUGUGAUCUGCGUGACCUCGGUGAUCGGCCACAUUUUUCAGCUUGAGUUUGAUGAUCGCCUUCCAAAGCAGUUGGCAGGAAUCUACGAGGCUCCGGUUGUGAAGACUUUUACUGACAGUGCGCGCAAAGCUCGCGUGGCAGAGCACUUGCAGGAGCUCGCCGAAGCAUCGUCGCACCUGUGCCUGUGGUUGGAUGCAGAUCGCGAAGGAGAAAACAUCGGUUUCGAGGUCAUCGCCGUCUGCAGAGACAGGUUUCCGGACAACUCGAACGUCCAUCGGGCCAUCUUCUCUGCUCUUACGCGAGAGGAGGACAAUCCAGUUGCCAGAGCGGCUGUGGCGGAAGCGCUAGUUGACCAGCGCUCACUGUUGUCAGUCUUCGUGUUCGAUCCCCGAUUCCUGGAUCGCUCGAACUACGGCCGCGUUACCGAUCCUGAUUUCAAGAAGUCCAUCAGUACUCGAAAGCCAGUUGAUUUCGGCAACCGCAAAACGAGCGCGCUCCGAGCUCGCUUUUGGCUGCAGUGUGUCCGAGCAGUCGGGCAAGACAUAGCGAAGCGUGGUGGAAAUUUUGUGGUUUGCCACGGCCGACCAGAAGACGUCUUGGGGUCGCUGCCGCAGGGAUCGUUGGUCGUUUGUCAGAGCGAACCCGUCUCUCCGGAGCAGACCGACGUGGAAGAUGCGGUGGCUUCAUCCCUCAAAAGCCGCGGCAGCGAGCUGCGGCGAGAGUGGGGCGCCAUGAGCUUGUACCACUGCCAGGACUUGCCCUUUGGCCUCAAUGCCUCGCCAGGCAACUACACUGAGCUCACACUUACACUGGGCUGGGAGGACCUUUGGCGUUCACCUGCGCGGUCCGCGACGGCCACACCCAUUCGCUUUCCCGUAGCAGCGCCUCAGACCUUCCCCAAGGCUGCAGUCCUUCCCGACGACUUGCCAGGAACAAUAGGCCCUGCGGUCUUGGAGAAUGAGCGAGAAGCGUUGAAGCUCCUGGGCUAUGACGAUCAAGAGAUCGAAGAGGCCAUGGCGCAGCAGAUGCCUCCGGGAGGCGAGGCCUCCGCCCGGGAGCUCAUGGAGCGCUGGCUCCGAGAGGACUCGGAGGUCCCCAAGGCGCAGGAGGAGCUCCCGGUCUUCUGGGAUCUGCCAACAGGCGGCCAGGACAAGGCCUCUGGAGGCAAGGACCCGCUGCAGUGGGCGAACCUCGCGCGCCCCGACGGCUGGCUGCGGGUCUCCCACUACAUGGCGGUGGGCUGCAUCUCAGCCCGAGAGAUCUUGGCACGGGCCGAAGACUCGCCGAAUUACAAUGGUGUCGCACACCGGCUCUUAUGGCGUGAGCUCCACCGUCUCAACGCGAUCAGGUGGGGUCGCCGCCUCUUCUGGCUUCAAGGCCCAGGCCGUGUGGAACGUCCCUGGUCCUGGGACACUUCCCUCGUGGACGCUUGGAAGGCUGGCCGAACCGGAGUUCCCUACAUUGAUGCUUGUAUGCGUGAGCUGAAGCAGACUGGCUGGCUCGCCUACAAAGGCCGCAAAACCGCCGGCUUCUAUUUCGUCUUUAUUCUCGGAUUGGACUGGCGGUGGGGGGCGUUUCACUUCGAGGAUGUGCUCCUCGACUAUGACGUGGCCAUGAAUUAUGGGAAUUGGGUGGUCGUUGCAGAGGUGGACAAGCAGAAUCGUGGGGCUCACGGUUUCGCUUCACUGGAAGACCUCGCUGCCUGGAAGCGCGAUGAAUUUGAGUGGAAGCUGACAGCAGAAAAGGCGAACGACGCCUCCGGAUCCUACAUUAAGCGCUGGCUGCCGGAGCUGGCUAAUGUGGAUGCUUCUUUCGUCCAUCAUCCCUGGACAAUGACGCAGGAGCAGAUGGCCAAAUGUGGCUGCGUGCUGGGCAAAGACUACCCCCAGCCCAUGGGCGGUCCCUUCCAGCACAAGGAGCAGGAGGACAUGAAUGCCACGGUCGACAUUGCUGAUGCAUUGGAGCGGCGCUCGCAUCCAAAUGAUCCUAACGGAUAUCCGUACACGUUCAAAGAGUUUAUUGACUUCGCGCUUGCCCGCGGAAGCCCUGCCAGCUUCGGCAAGCAAUGUUGGGAGGAGUCGUUGCCGGUGACCAAAGCACAGCCAGCUGCGCACAUGGAGGUCGCAGCAUCGUUCAAUCAAUUGGGCCGCCCUGAUAUGGCGGUGGCACAGGGUGUUGAUGCUCGGCAGGAAUUGGACUUGCGUGUCGGCAUCUCUUUCAGCAGGCUGCUGACUCGUCAACUCAGCAACACGCCUCUUGGCAGUGUCAAAAGGGGAGCCAGCAGAUCAAUAACUUACGGGCCUUGCCAGACACCUGCGCUAGGUUUCUGUGCCCAAAGGCAGCAGGGAAUUGACAGCUUCCAGCCGCAAAAGCGCUGGACCCCGGAGGUGGAGCUACGGCAUGCAGGAAGCUCGCUGACGUUCGUCUUGAAGGACGGUCAGCUGGAUGAUGAGAAGCAGGCCAUUGCCCUCGAACAGGCGCUUCUGUCAAAGCCAGUCGCGAAGCUGGGCUCCAGCUCCAGCGUCCCCGAGGUGCUCCACCGCCCGACAGGCUUGAACACCGUGCAACUGCUUCGAUCUGCGAGCAAUGCGCUGGGCCUUGGCCCGAAGCAGGCCAUGAAGGUCGCAGAGGACCUGUACUCUGCCGGCAUCAUCUCCUACCCUCGAACAGAGACCACGCGCUACCACGAGACGUUUGAUGCAGAGGCAUCGCUGCGCCCCUUAAGCCGCCACCCAACCUUCGGACGAGCGGCGAAACGCGCGCUGGGUGCGUGGCGGUCGCUGGCGGGCAAGGCGCAGAGCUACCGGGCGCGGGACGUCGGGGACCAUCCUCCAAUUGUGCCGCUGAGAGUGGCAGCUCCGAAGGAGCUCAGAUCCGCGGCGGUGCGGCGCCUCUACGAGUUUGUUUGUCGACAUUUCUUGGCCUCGUGGCUCGGUGACGUGAAGCUGGACAGAAGAGAGGCAUGUUUCGGCAUUGGCGACUUUGACUUCGAAGUCGUGCUACGAAGGCUGCCCAGAGAGCGUGGCUGGCUUCAAGUCAUGCCAUGGCGCAUCGACGAGCUUCGUCUGGAGGACAGCACCAAGCGACUAGACUGCCUCGACCAGCUCGUCGCCGAGGGCGCAGCAACCAUCAGCAACUGGACGUUAGGGCAGUCCUGGACAGAAGCCCCAUUGCCGUUGACGGAGGCGGAGCUGGUGGACCUGAUGGACAGGAAUGGGAUUGGCACAGAUGCGUCGAUUCCACAGCACAUCCAGACAAUCCAGGAUCGGGGUUACGUGCAACUCUGUGACGGCAGUGGCGCACCCAUUGAGACACCGAAGGCUGGAGCCUUCGGACGGAAGCGAGGCCGGCCAAGCCAAAGACCAAAAGCACCGGGGAGGUACCUUGUUCCCACGGAGCGGGGAAUGGCUCUUGUCCGUGGCCUCAGCCAGCUUGAUGCUUCGCUGUGCGAGCCCGAGGUUCGUGCACUGAUCGAGCGCGAGUGCGCCAUGGUGGCCAGCGCUGAGCUGCAGCAGGACGAGGCCCGGACGACUGCUCUCACCUUCAUGUCGCGUUUGAAUGCAGCCUUUGAAUGUUCACGUGCCACCUCCUUAGUUGCUUGGCAGGUGCUAAAGCGUAACAUCGAGCUGUUCCGGGGCAAGUUCAAGCAUGUGGAGCACCGUGUCGACGAGUCGGGGCCCAGUUAG
Molecule: messenger RNA, 3972 nt
Organism: Symbiodinium sp. CCMP2592
Lineage: Eukaryota; Dinophyceae; Suessiales; Symbiodiniaceae
Source: the annotation of a GenBank genome assembly